GUCAUCGUGGUUCAAGUGUCAUUUAUGAGUGUGUACUUGAUGGAUUGUUGGGAUAAUACAAAUAGUAUCAUUUAUGUCGGAUGUUCUGAACAAUUUAGAGGACUAAUAACAGGCACUUACUAUAACUCACAGCAUGGGUAUCCAUUAAUUUGUUCUGCAAACAUUGUUCGAUGUUCAUAAAGUGACAACUGGCGUAUCCGUCUUGAAGUGUACCAGCCCAUACAAAGGAAUAAAUUACAACUCGUCGCCAUUUCAUAACGGACUGUGCUGUGAUACAUUUCAAACUUUUGAAACGAUAAAGAAGACAAUGUUUCUAUAGUCUAGAAUAAAGUGAAUAAUGGUCGAUUCAAGUUGGAAAUGUUAAUAUGCUUCAAAUCGUGUUGAGAACGAUGAUACAUGACUGAUUUUUGGUGACUAUACUAUAUACAAGGAACAACAAAAACAGUAUAAGGGCGCCAUUCCAUACGCGCCAGAACUACAAUUACAAUUACAAGGGUAUGGCAGAAAUAUGUCACCAUAUCAGCCGUAAACUAGUUUCUAUAAAUUUCCUUAUACAGUGUAUCGAUUGUGAUUUGUCGGAUGCAUAAUGUCUGAUAUACAGAUUUAGUGUAUGCAUAUAUUGCUCUUUCAAGUCUUAGACGAUUUUUUUGUUCAUUAAUAUGAAACAGAUGCUUUGUUCGAUGUUUAUAAAGUAUACACAACUGGCGUAUCCGUCUCGAAGCGUAUUAGCUCAUACAAAGGAAUAAAUUUCAACUCGUCGCCAUUUCAUAACGGACUGUGGCAGUGCUGUGAUACAUUUCCAACUUUUGAAACGAAAAGAAAAGAAAACUAUUUCUAUAGUCUAGCCAAGUGAAUGAUGGUUGAUUCAAGUUGGAAACGUUAAUGUGCUUCAAGCAAAUCGUGUUGAGAACGGUGAUACAUGAUUAUGAGACUGUGUUGUAAAGGCUGAACUUUGGUGACUAUAUUAUAUAUAAGGUUUUGUGCAUUAAUUGCGAAAACCGUGUUGAACGUCAAGUAUUUAAGUUCAAAUUAGAUAUACAUGUAUAUCAGCUGCUUGCACACAUAAUGGCGAUCGCACGGAGAAGUUUGCUUCUUCAGUGGUGUAUCGUAGGGAUUUCCGUGCCUAUCUUAUUUGUAACUUACAAGGUAACAAUGUUCCCGAUGGUCGUUACUGAAGCUGAACCGGAAAUACAGUGCCUUCCUGCGGACUUCCGGGACACGCAGUUCAUUGUCGGUAUUCAUCGGAACGCAUCGGUUCUUAUUCCGGAGGAUUUAUUAUUGAAAACCCUCAGUAGAGAAGACCUUUCAGCCCUUUACCACAGAUAUUUGGAGAACGUGCAGUACAUGUGUCGCCGGAAGGUCCGCCUGGGUAACUAUGAAGAUGGAGGCUGGGACAUCUGUGACGACGCACACUUCCGGCCACCUAAGCCCUGCAUCAUCUACUCGUUCGGAAUAAACAACGACUUCAGCUUUGACGAUGCGGCAGUAAAACACUUUGGCUGCAGUGUGCAUUCAUUCGACCCAAGCAUGCACAUGGACGAUCACCAGCGGUCGGACAAGAACUACUUCCACUCCCUCGGCAUCUCGGACAAGGAUGAGGCGAUCAAGGCCAACACAGACGAGUGGCAACUCUUUACAUACAACACCAUACGGCAAAAACUCCAACAUGCCAAUAAAACAAUAUCUAUAUUGAAAAUGGACGUGGAAUUAUACGAAUGGAGAGUUCUUGUCGACAUCGUAAAGACAGCCAACAUGACGGGAACCAAUAACCUGGCAAUAGAGUUCCAUUUAGCGCUGGAUGGCACAGAAGUAGAAUGGGAGCAGUACUACAGGGCCUUGACCGUCCUGAGAAACCUCUACCAUCUAGGAUACCGCAUAUUCUGGACCCAUCAGAAUCCUAACUGUGCAUUUGUGUCGGCAUGUAAAAUGGAACAGCGGUCAAACUGCCACGAGAUCAGCUUUGUUAAAGUGACUGAUCCAUUUUGACCAUCCCUGUGUACUGCAGAUUGAAUAAGUUAUUCAUGGUAUGAUUUAUUAGGCAUAAUGUUAUAUUAAGCUUGGAACCAAGACUAUCAGUGAUCGUCUUGAAGAAGACACACACAGAGGGGACAUGUUCUGACGUUGGUGUUGUUUCGAUUCCGCUGUACUUUGAAUGUUACAAAUCCGCUUUAUAUAUUAAAUAGGAUUUUUGGCCUAUAAAUUUUAUUGAUGCGCUUGUUUGUUUUGUUUUAUAGUUAAAUACACUUGAACAUUUA
Mya arenaria is the source of this 2255-nucleotide messenger RNA. RefSeq names its product probable methyltransferase-like protein 24. NCBI's taxonomy places the organism in Eukaryota, Metazoa, Mollusca, Bivalvia, Myida, Myidae. The record is from RefSeq and is a predicted model, not a curated record. The transcript is spliced from 7 exons. The coding region runs from base 1066 to 1986 and encodes 306 amino acids.